CGCGUUGGUGGGAGUACCCCCUGCACAGGUCCCUUUUGCAGUGCAGCUCCAGUAGUUGGAGUUGCUGUACACCGGAGCACGAGAGGGAGAGGAGCGCGAGCGCAGCAGAUGAGUGAGCGAACAGAGGUAGAGACCAUUAGGGUUAUCUUUUGAGACUAUCACACGGCGACCUGUCACUUUUACGCUUCGUGCCGAGUCUACUUGAAGAGAACCGCAGCAGGAGCAGCGGCAGCAGCAGCAGCAGCCCUGGUCCGGUCUGGUCUGCUCGAGCAGCCGCCUGUGAAAAACUCCCAAACGCGGUCGUCUCAGCUGGCAUGAGCUAACCUACCAGACAGACAUGGAAACCAAACCGUUCCUGUCAUUGGGGUUCCUGAAGCCCCAGUGCUCGUUGGCUCCUCCCAUGCAGCGAGGCCGCUCGGGCGAGGCUUGUUCCUGUUUCAGCGGCAUGUGUCCCCUCCAUCAGCGCCGCCUAUCCUCAGACUCAUCGGGGCACUUGACGUCCUCGCCCCUGGGCUCACCCACAUCCCACCGGGGAAUGCACCCGUCUCUGCUCAGUCCGACGUCCAUGGGGCCCUCUGGCUCUCUUCACUCUCCCAUCAGCACGCUGAGUUCGCCCAUGAACGGCCUGGCCUCCCCCUUCUCCGUCAUCAGCUCGCCCAUGGGUCCCCACUCCAUGAACUCGCCCGGCAUGGGCUACGGCCCCAGCGUCAGCCCCCAGAUGUUCCAGCUGAACUCUCCGAUGAACUCGGUCAGCAGCACGGAGGACAUUAAGCCCCCGCUGGGCCUCAACGGCGUGAUGAAGGUGCCCGCCCAGCCCUCAGGCACCAUCCUGUCGCUCACCAAACACAUCUGCGCCAUCUGUGGUGACCGCUCCUCAGGUAAACACUAUGGAGUAUACAGCUGUGAGGGCUGCAAAGGUUUUUUCAAAAGGACAGUCCGCAAAGACCUGAGCUACACCUGUCGCGACAACAAGGACUGUGUCAUUGACAAGCGCCAGAGGAAUCGCUGCCAGUACUGCCGCUACCAGAAGUGUUUAGCCAUGGGCAUGAAGAGAGAAGUUUUGUUACAUGCAGCCGUUCAGGAGGAGCGCCAGCGAGCCAAGGAGAGGAAUGAGAACGAGGUGGAGUCCACCAGCUGCGCCAACGAGGACAUGCCCGUGGAGAAGAUUCUGGAGGCGGAGCAGGCGGUGGAACCCAAAACCGAGACGUACAUAGAGACCAACCUCGGGGUGCCAUCCAACUCGCCCAACGACCCAGUGACAAAUAUCUGUCAGGCAGCUGACAAACAGCUCUUUACUUUGGUGGAGUGGGCCAAGAGGAUCCCCCACUUUUCUGAGCUGCCACUGGACGACCAGGUCAUCCUUCUACGAGCAGGUUGGAAUGAACUUCUCAUUGCAUCAUUUUCGCACCGUUCGAUAACGAUUAAAGACGGGAUCCUGUUGGCGACCGGGCUGCACGUCCACCGCAACAGCGCCCAUAGUGCUGGAGUGGGAGCCAUCUUUGACAGAGUGCUCACAGAACUGGUGUCAAAGAUGAGGGACAUGCAGAUGGAUAAGACAGAACUGGGGUGCCUUCGAGCGAUAGUCCUAUUCAACCCAGACUCUAAAGGUCUGUCCAAUCCAGGUGAGGUAGAAGCUCUGAGAGAAAAAGUGUACGCGUCUUUAGAGGCCUACUGCAAACAGAAGUACCCCGACCAGCCUGGCAGAUUUGCCAAACUGUUGCUGCGGUUACCAGCGCUGCGCUCCAUCGGCCUCAAGUGUCUGGAGCACUUGUUCUUCUUCAAGCUCAUCGGCGACACGCCCAUCGACACCUUCCUCAUGGAGAUGCUAGAAGCCCCCCAUCAAAUGACAUAAUAGCAGAGCUAACAUCUCCCACCAGCCCUGGAUCAGGAACGGAGUCCUUUUUAAGAAAAACAAAAAAAAACAAAAAAAACUUCUGUCUCCAGCUAAGGGACAGAUGAUGUGACGACUUUGGAUGGAGAACUUCUCCCUUCCUCCUGUCCCUCCCUCUAGCCCUUCUCCCUUUUGAUGUGUUUCCAAACAAUGAAUUCAUCAUGCCUAUGGGUCUGUUUAAUACCUUGUAAAAAAUUAUAUAAAUAAGGAAUAUAUAUAUAAAUAUAUAUAGAUGAAAAUCACACGGCAACACAAGUGACAACCGUGGACUUAAAAUAAGUUUGGACAGAAGACGAAAGAAACGUAUUGAGCCAUCGUUUUCAUCCUUGCUUUUUUCCCUGCACCUUGACAAGAAAAAGCAGAGCUGGUCGGGUCUGAAACGCCCUCAGCUUUGCUUGCAGGUAUUUAAAAAAAAACAAAAAACGGCGGUGAUGUCAUAUUUGGACAUUCAGCGUUGUGAUCAGGACAAUCGUGGACUGGGAGAGCCU
Perca fluviatilis (European perch) is the source of this 2379-nucleotide messenger RNA. It is a transcript of the gene rxraa, whose product is annotated as retinoid X receptor, alpha a. Gene Ontology annotation, biological process: positive regulation of transcription by RNA polymerase II; negative regulation of transcription by RNA polymerase II; retinoic acid receptor signaling pathway. Gene Ontology annotation, cellular component: RNA polymerase II transcription regulator complex; nucleus. The coding region runs from base 338 to 1852 and encodes 504 amino acids. The transcript is spliced from 11 exons. NCBI's taxonomy places the organism in Eukaryota, Metazoa, Chordata, Actinopteri, Perciformes, Percidae. Gene Ontology annotation, molecular function: nuclear steroid receptor activity; nuclear receptor activity; zinc ion binding. The record is from RefSeq and is a predicted model, not a curated record.